ACGCGGACUCGCAUGUGCAGUGUGACGUUGCGCACCGGGACCGGCUACUACGAUGUGAAUAUGCAGAUAGUCGGACAAACACACGCGAUGCGAUAAAACGUUACGGUUUGAUCGGAGUAUAAUGGAGAUUUUUAUCCGUCGCCAUUUGUUUUCGCUCGCGCGAGUCGACUUGGAUACGGUUCGAUUGAUCCAUUGAAAAAAUUCAAUCAGGUCUGAUCUGGCAGUGAUUUUUACUCUGACGGAUCGAAGAAAAUCGGUCAAUACUUGACGACAAUGCGCUUAUAAUUUUAACUGUACACCGAGACUGUUACCGAUUUGUGAUAAUUAUUAAACCGAACAUUCGAGAUAUCGUGGUUUCAGUUAUCCCAUUAUUUUUCACCGAUCCGAGAGUAAACUAUGGUGGCCGAUACAUCGACAUUCGACAUGACGGAGGAACUUCUUUUUUCGGCGUUGGGGUUCGCGACAGACCCAAGCACCGAUAACCAUCAGCUCCUAGAGUCGCCAACGUUCACGACGAUGUCGUACGAAUACGAGACCCCGUGUACAACACCGACGAGCGAAACGUCCGAUCCGUCUGACUAUACGCUGACGCCAUUGAGGGAAACGCCGGAAUAUUACAACGGAAAUUUAUCCUCAUCGCCGGAAAUGGCGUGGAGCGACUGGUCCUGCACGAACGGUUCUACGUCAUCCUCGGGAUACCUCAGCGAGUUCAGCGAGCUUAGCGAACUUGACUCCGAACUAGAAUGGUGUUUGGAUCGCAGCUGGAACGCCGGCCUACCGGAGAGAACCCCCCUCUGCACUCCUGGCUGCGAGGGAUUCUUGCAUCUUCCCUUACCACAGCCGCAAGUUCAGCAGCCUCACUUUCAGCACGACGAACCGCUACUUAUAUUAGGAAUCGAUCUUCGCGCGAUCGAAGAUUCGCUAGGCACCGAUCAAAACAACAAUCAAAUAGAGGAGAACUUACUCGUACAAUCCGCAGCUAACGCAGCUCUUGCCACUCACGACUACACAAACAGAAAUCUAGCUAACGCCGCGGAAGAUCGAUGCUUUCCUUGCACUUAUCAAGGUUGUGCAAAGAUGUAUGCAAAGGCGUCGCACUUGAAGGCCCAUUUGCGGCGACACACGGGUGAAAAACCGUUCGCGUGUACCUGGGCCGGAUGCGGUUGGCGUUUCAGUAGAUCAGACGAGCUUGCCCGGCACCGCAGAUCACAUUCCGGCAUAAAACCUUACUCCUGCGAAAUGUGCCCGAAGAAGUUCGCGAGAAGCGACCACCUAGCCAAGCACCGUAAAGUCCACAGGAAGAACGCAUCGCCGAUAUUCCCGGGUCCAGGAAAUAGGUGUUUCCGCACGACAAAAAUCAACCCCGUUUCCACAGAGGUGUGAUCAGCAUAAAAUUAUACAUCGGUAAAAAAUCUACCAGCUACGCGAUUCGAUGAUGCAUGUGCCUUACGAGUUUUACUUUUCGGUUGCUCGUGAUCACGACGAGUAUUACACGUAUUGCGAGCUUCAUUCGGCCCUCAAAAACAGAUUCGCUGAACCGAGAAAUGAAAAAGUUUUAAUAUUGUUUAAAGUUUUCGCUAGAUAACUUUUGCGGUGCUGGCAAAAAUUGUGCAAUUUUAGCUGAAGAUUUUAUUAAGGUAACAAGUGUUUUACAUGUUUAGAAUGAUAGUAGAAAUAGCAAGCUUUUUAUUCCGUGCAGCGUUUUAAAAUUCCAUUAACAAGAAUUUCAAAUUUUUUCAGACAUACGUUAUUACCUAUUUUUGCGCUUACAGUGAAAACUUUGGAUUGUUUUUCGGUCGUCGACCCAAGAAAAAUAAAUAUUUUCUUGUCUUUUCAACUGCAGAGUGCAGCAGUUUUUAUUUAUGCAUAAGGUAUGUAUUUAUGUACGGUAAAUUUUACCGUGUAUAUGCAGUUGUGCGUUGAAUUCAAAUUUAAAUAUAUUUCGUUAUAAUUUGCAUCCCUACAGCCGUUGCUAAAUACUUACAAUUAGCGAUUAACAUAAUUGCUGCGAUAUUUUCGGUCAUUUGCCUGAAGUUUUUGAGACGCUGAAUACUCUGAAAUGGUGUUUGAGUCGAUUUAGAGCGAUGGUUAUAUUAUACUUGCGAUUAUAGGUAUUAUCAAUGUAAAUAAUAUGUGCAAUGCACGCAGUUUGGCAAGGGCUAUUAUCACAGAUGAGUAUCGUGUAUUGUUUUUUUGUAUCAUUUCUUUUCGACGUUUCAAUCUCUAUGCUAACGCCGACACAUUCAUUUUCCAUAUCCACAAAAAACUUUCAUCUUUGCUCAAUUUCAAAUACAGAUGGAUAGCAACGGCUGCGAAAAAGACAUAUUGUCACAUCACCUCGACCACAGCUCUUAUUUUUAAGCCUCUAACACUCGUUGAACGUACCUUUCACAAUCGAAACCUGUUAUCUAGAUAAGGGUGUUGAACUAUACAUCGAUUCAACUUACACCUACGGGGCAUACCGUGAUAGUGUAAAAAAAACAGAAAAGCCAAAUGCGCAAGCGUCAAAUCGCGGCAUUCCAUUCAUAGAUUCAACUACAGUGAAACUUCAGUUAUAAGUUUUUCAUGGGGUAUGGCAAUACUGAUGUAUAAGUGAGAUAGCUAAAUAUUCCAAAACUUCGUAAUUGUAAAAUUAAGAAGUUACGCUUGUCAGCGGUUUUAUAGGUAUCAUCUUGUCAUAGAUGCAUUUACCUGUAGCGAAAUCGACUGAUUAUUAAUUACAAUAUUUUACCGUAGCCCGCGCCCGGUCAAAGCUAAUCCAGUGACAGUAAGUAAAGAAUCUUCCUGUCGACGAGACACUGACCUGGACUUGCCAGAACGUAUUUGGGACAUGAAUCGGCACAUGUCUCAAGUUACGCCAUUUAGCGGUAAAAAAGUAGACUAAACAUCCGAACGCGCGCGCCACCUAGCGAUAGGCAAGGUGAACGUCAAAUCAAAAGUUUCGACUAAAUAGUGAGCCGUCGCAACGUAUAACCGAAUACGUAACGUGUAAUGGCGAAAAACGUACAAGUGAAAUAUUUUCACAUUAUUUGUAGGCAGAAAUUUGCAGGGCCAAGAAAAUUCAACGCAGAAACGAGAAAAAUGUACAAGUGCGAAACGUAUAACUGAGGUUCCACUGUAGUUCGCGCCGAGUAUUUUUUCCACUGGUCAGGUUGACCAACGCAAUUGCGACUAGACGAUAGCUAUCAUAAUACGCAAGGAUAUAUAAGUUAUAUUGCUUUGAGAAUUUGAGGCAGGCAAGAUGUCACGGAUCUGUAUUUAAGUCAACAUAACCUCGAAACGCUUGCGCGUAUCGACUGUUCCCACUAGACCUAACGAGCCAGAGUUGGCUUGGUUGGCCAGCCUGUCUAACAAUAAGCAAAGAAAUUGGCGCAUGUGUACUUGAGUUUCAAGUUUCCUGAGAGACCGUCGCGAUAUUGUAUGAUAUGUAUAUUGUAUACAUAUAAUCGACAUAAGUUUAUCAUGUGAAUCGUACCGUAGAUUAAGCCAAAGAAUCAUGUGCCAAAUGUACUUUUCAUUUCUUUAUUUUUUAGCCUCUUUCGAAAGAACGAAUGGCAAAAAUCUCGUGCCAUAUUCAGAUAAUCAAAAUAUUUCCGCAAGGGAUGACGGGUAUAACAAAUAGAAGAACGUUAAGUAGGAAAAAAAUUAUAUAUUUUGUGUGUGAAAGAAUCAAGCGUUCGAUUCGUAUAAUACAUCCGUCGCUAAUAUGCAUAUAUGUGUAUACAUACAUAUGUUAUUACGCUUGUUAUUGCAAGAUACCUGAACGUCUGAACUUGACACGACAAAUAUAUGUACAUAUACCGUAUACGUAUAAUACAUAUAUAUUGUAUAUUAUAAAAUAAUAUAUUUUAUAUGCAACAAACAAUACUCUUUUAUAUAGACAAUAAGUUACGCACUAUAAUAUACCGUAAACUGUAGAUUAGUGAAUUGUUUAGUGAUCGAAUGAAUGCAAUAAUUAAUUAAUUAAUUAAUAUUUUUAUCGAGUCAAUUGAUAGGCGUGUGAGAACAACUGUAAAAAACUGCGGAUCGCGCAAAAAUCAAUCUGCGUUGAUUGAAGAGGUGAGAAGGCGGUUUAGCCCGACGCGUAACAUUGCCAUACGUGUGCAACACCAAUCUCUAUAUUUUUAUUUUUUCCUUUCGAAUAUCUUGUACGUACAUACUCUACACGCAUAAGUCAAGCACAUGUUAUUAUUUUUAUACAUGAUAAUUUGUUCACGAUAACUUCAACGCGCGUAAUGAUUUCAAUGAUUCGAAAACGCGCUGUAUAGCUAUACUUGCGGCAGUUAUACUUAUAUAAGUAUGAAUAUAAGGAUAUAUAAUACAUAAUAUCUUUACUUUUAUUAUUAUUGUUGUUGUUAUUGUUAUUAUUAUUAUUAUUAUUGUCAUUACUACUAUAAACUUUUUUCCAACAGCUAUUAAACUAUUUCCAUGACAUUUGAAAAAGUAAUAAUAAAGUGCAAUUAUCA
This is a messenger RNA of Neodiprion virginianus, 4466 nucleotides long. RefSeq names its product zinc finger protein 76-like. Gene Ontology annotation, molecular function: RNA polymerase II cis-regulatory region sequence-specific DNA binding; DNA-binding transcription factor activity, RNA polymerase II-specific. The transcript is spliced from 5 exons. The record is from RefSeq and is a predicted model, not a curated record. Gene Ontology annotation, biological process: regulation of transcription by RNA polymerase II. The coding region runs from base 397 to 1383 and encodes 328 amino acids. Lineage: Eukaryota; Metazoa; Arthropoda; Insecta; Hymenoptera; Diprionidae.